Molecule: messenger RNA, 333 nt
Organism: Staurois parvus
Lineage: Eukaryota; Metazoa; Chordata; Amphibia; Anura; Ranidae
Source: the annotation of a GenBank genome assembly
GUGGGCACAGGUGGGUGGCACAGGUGGGUGGCACAGGUGGGUGGCACUGGUGGGCACAGGUGGGUGGGCACAGGUGGGUGGCACUGCUGGGCACAUGUGGGUGCACUGCUGGGCACAGGUGGGGGCACUGCUGGGAACGGGUGGGCGGGGCUAGUGGGCGCACUGCUGGGCGGAACUUGCGGGUGUCACUGCUGGGCACCGAUCAUCAGGGCACUGAUCAUCAGUGCCCUGAUGAUCGGUGCCGAUCCCCGCUCUGAAAACUGCCGGUUCUCGGCAGUACUUUCCUCACGAUCUGACAGCGUGAGGAAAGUGCAGCCGAGAACCGGCACUUGC